AGAUAUUUGUCAUUGCAACCAAAAAAACUUACGAUUGAAAAAUUAUUCUCCUGAAUUAGUAGAUACAGUGUGUAUAGUAAUACCUAGUUUAGCUCACUUGUAUCUGCUAAUGUAUGUACUUAAAUUUGCUGCAAAUAUUAAAAUAGGCCUAAACCGGAAGUAAGUAAUUCGGCGAGGGGAAUAAAAACAUGUGAAAUGGCUCUUUUACGUUCUACGUCCCGGGCACUGAAACCUUUCUUCGACAGCAAGCUUGCAUCACCUGUGGCUCUUUAUCACAAAAAUGUGAUUGACCACUAUGAAAACCCCAGAAAUGUGGGCUCUCUAGACAAAAAAGAUGCUAAUGUGGGUACAGGUCUGGUUGGAGCUCCUGCUUGUGGGGAUGUUAUGAAGCUUCAGAUAAAGGUGGAUGAUGAUGGGAAAAUUGUGGAUGCUAAAUUCAAGACAUUUGGAUGUGGGUCGGCUAUUGCUUCGAGCUCCUUAGCAACAGAAUGGAUUAAAGGAAAAUCGGUGGAUGAUGCUGUCAAGAUAAAGAAUACAGAUAUUGCUAAAGAGCUCUGCCUUCCCCCAGUCAAGUUACAUUGUUCAAUGUUAGCUGAAGAUGCUAUUAAAGCCGCCCUCAGUAACUACCGACAGAAGAAAGAGAAGAUAGAGGCUUAACAUCAGCUAAACCAACCCUCAGUAACUACAGACAGAAGAAAGAGAAGAUGGAGGCUUAUUAACAUACACUAAACCAGUGUUAAUUGUUGGAAACAUCAGUGGCUAAUUAUGAUAUUAUGUGAAAUGAGGACAUGUUAGAUCUACUCAAUAACUAUUUUUCUGUAUAAUCUGUGUUAUUUCUAAACCACAUGUGUGUUUUGUAGCUGUUGAUAUGAAAAUCUGCAAAAAACAAAAGGUACUGUUAUGUUUAGGAGCCUACUGUCUUAAUACCUUGGACAAUAGAAAAGAUUCAAUUCAUUUGUCUAAACAAGAGUUAAAAAUAGAGAAAACUGAUCUUGUGUAUAAGUUAAACAGUAUCAAUAAGUAAAUGAAUUUCUUUGUAGAAUUUAAGUCAAACUUUGUAGUAUCUAAUUAAAUUUUGGUACCUGUAGUUUGGAAUCAAUAUCAUUUUUUUUUUUUUCAUUCAAUUAUUUGCAUUUUAAAGUAAACAUUGCUGGGUUUUCUUGGUAUUCUUCUGAUAUGCUGUGAUUUUUAUUUGUUUCAAACUUAAAACUUCAUUUGCUGAAACAGUUAUGUGUACACUGAAUUUUCUGUCGCAGAAUGUGUUGUGAUAUGUGAAAGAAUUCUUUGGUUAUUUGAAAAAUGCAAAUAAAGUAGAUAUACCUUAAA
This is a messenger RNA of Pecten maximus, 1326 nucleotides long. RefSeq names its product iron-sulfur cluster assembly scaffold protein IscU-like. Gene Ontology annotation, molecular function: 2 iron, 2 sulfur cluster binding; ferrous iron binding. The record is from RefSeq and is a predicted model, not a curated record. Gene Ontology annotation, biological process: iron-sulfur cluster assembly; intracellular iron ion homeostasis. Gene Ontology annotation, cellular component: mitochondrial matrix; cytoplasm. The transcript is spliced from 5 exons. Lineage: Eukaryota; Metazoa; Mollusca; Bivalvia; Pectinida; Pectinidae. The coding region runs from base 196 to 657 and encodes 153 amino acids.